Drosophila ficusphila is the source of this 495-nucleotide messenger RNA. RefSeq lists its product as uncharacterized. Lineage: Eukaryota; Metazoa; Arthropoda; Insecta; Diptera; Drosophilidae. The record is from RefSeq and is a predicted model, not a curated record. Bases 1 to 495 code for a protein of 164 amino acids. The transcript is spliced from 2 exons.
AUGGAGGCAUCUUAUGCCCUCCUGAUUGGAUUAUUAGCCGUUACAACUCCCUUAAGUUAUGUAAAGGCAGCAGCAGCUGGAACUGGAUUGGAUCUAGGACUAAUAUCCUUGCCGGCAAACGGCCAGGCCUGUCAAUGCUCCUUGACGAUGUCCUGCAGUUGUUGCCAGAGUGUAACUGUGAAUCUGAUGAACGAAACUAGUACUCUUUGCCUCACAGUGAAAAUCGGCUUAAGCAGUGGAUCAAUUGAUUUGGGAGCCACAAUGGAUGGAAAUUCAGUGGCCGCCAUUGCCAUUAGCACCUCCAAGCCACCCCAGUUUUGCAUUCCGGUGAUAUCGAUGGCUUCCCUGGACAUUUGCCUCAAAGUAAACAUCAAGAUGGCAGGACUCGCAGCCAAGGCCUGUCCCACCUUCUAUACCGACUUCUCCAGCAGUCAAGUGGUAACCUACGAUUUCCCCUGCAUUCAAGUUGGCUUGGAUGGCGUUAGCCUGGUUUAA